Messenger RNA from Phialemonium atrogriseum, 4318 nucleotides. RefSeq lists its product as uncharacterized. Bases 437 to 4084 code for a protein of 1215 amino acids. Gene Ontology annotation, cellular component: MOZ/MORF histone acetyltransferase complex. The transcript is spliced from 3 exons. Lineage: Eukaryota; Fungi; Ascomycota; Sordariomycetes; Cephalothecales; Cephalothecaceae. Gene Ontology annotation, biological process: regulation of transcription by RNA polymerase II. The record is from RefSeq and is a predicted model, not a curated record.
GCCAUUCAAAAGCCAAGGAGACUUAACGGCUGCUACCUAGAAAUAGGAUUGAGGCGACAUUAAUCAGCCGGCUUUGCACCUGGCUUUGCACUAGCGUGAUAAGCCCCACAUUACCGCUAGUCCAAAUCAGGUUAGCACAGCUGGGGAAAGUCAACCUCCCUCAACCGCGUGUCUGUUUUCCACCCCCAUCGCCAGAUCUCACGUCGUCCUUCCCUCCGGCAGUUUACGUCUCCGACUUCCAACUAUCAACCCAGCUGGCCACUACAUUCUGUUUCUCCAAUAUUUGACCAAAAAAAUCAUCAUAUUCAAUGCCCUCCCUGCUCCCUGAGCCGCACCGUGAGACCCCUCGCCUCCCUGCGUUGACGCGGUGAUAACUCUAUCCACGGUCGCCCCUCCUUCAAGAUUUCGACAAGUACCGUCAUAUCAGCGACGCGUGAUGGAUAAAGCCCCAUCUACGCCACGGCGACCAACCAGAGGCCGCCCUCGUGCCCACCUUCGCGACGCAACAUCACUUCGCGCCCCUAGACAGACAGCAGCCUCUUUGGCAGGAGCCUCCGAACCCCCUCCUAAGCGAAGAAGAUAUAUCGCAGGCGGCUCUGGUGGGGGCGGCAGAUAUGCUGCCCCAAAUGGAGGAGUGGAGACGCCAGCUAGUACGGCCGGACCAGCCACGGCGCCCCGGACGCGGGCAGCAGCUCCAAGCUUGACUACCCCAUCCAACCCCCAGAGAGAGCGAAGCGCGAGGAUCCGCACAGCUGUGAACCGGGACCCAUCCGACGAUGUCCCGCACACCUCCGCCGCAGCUGUCGCCGCAGCAGUGGUACAGAGCGAGGGCUACAAGCCCCGAGAAGAGCGAGGCUGGGAGGAGUUCCACCCGAACCUCGACAUCGAGGGAACUUUCAUGGUGUUCCACGCCGACGACGUUGACGGAACCGCAAAGACGACCCCGCCUACCCCUACCGUUCAAAAUUCGGAUACACCCAACAACGGUGCGAGCACUCCGUCUAAGGAGGGAGCCACAGUUGUGCCGGAUGCUUCAGAGACCCCAAUUGCAAAACAAAAGCCGGCCCUCGAAACCCCUUUUAUCUUGACGCCUAGAAGGCGGGUUGGAAGACCUCCAAGGGACCCGGUGGCCUUCUAUGGCUCCCAAAUAUCUUCUCUAGGGCUGACGCCAAAAACACCGAAGGUCCUCCCAAUCCACAAUCAGACUCCUAAGGAGAGGCUUGAUUUAAAGCUACCGUCUUAUCGAAAGACGGAUCGGAUCCUCUUGUUUGAGAGCAAGACUUUUGGCCAGGCGAGAUACGUGGACAAGUCGAUGAUGAACGUGGGCUAUCAAGAGAGUGACAACUUCAUCAGACCUGAACGCAAUCUCCUCAAGGCCACUGAUGUGAACGUGGACGAGGAUUUGGACCCGGGCGCGCUGUCGAAGGCUGACGGAAAUCCAACCCAGUCGUCCGCUGGUGGAGUUGGACGUGUCGAGUAUGACAUGGACGAGCAAGAUGAUAUGUGGUUGGAGAAGUUGAAUGCACAACGCAGGGCGGGGGACCUUGCUCCUAUAACACGCGAGAUAUUCGAGAUCACGAUCACCAAGAUUGAGAAGGAGUGGCACGCCUUGGAGAAGAGGAUACCGAAACCGAACCCGAAACCGCCCCAGACGCAUCGACCCCGGUCAAGCUCUGCUGCAGCCGUUAACGGCGAGCCGCAGGCAGGUGAGGAACAGGAUAGCAAAUGCGCCAUCUGCGAUGACGGCGACUGUGAGAACACAAACGCGAUAGUCUUCUGCGACGGCUGCGACCUUGCGGUUCAUCAGGAGUGCUAUGGCGUGCCCUUCAUCCCGGAAGGACAGUGGUUGUGUCGCAAGUGCCAGCUUAUUGGGCGUGGCGUGCCGACAUGCAUAUUCUGUCCGAAUACGGAUGGGGCGUUCAAGCAGACAAAUUCUUCGAAAUGGGCUCAUCUGCUGUGUGCCAUGUGGAUUCCCGAGGUGUCGCUCGGGAACCACACCUUCAUGGAGCCGGUGAUGGAAGUGGAGAAGGUUCCCAAGAAUCGGUGGAAGUUGACGUGCUACAUAUGCGACCAGCGCAUGGGUGCCUGCAUACAGUGCAGCAACAAGAACUGUUACCAGGCGUUCCAUGUCACCUGCGCAAGGCGAGGCCGUCUCUAUCUUAAGAUGAAGAACAGUCAAGGAGCACUUGCCGUCCUCGAUGGCUCCACGCUUCUCAAGGCCUUCUGCGACAAGCAUUGUCCUCAAGAUUAUGCCAAGGAGAACUCGGUGGCGCUGGCGACAAAGCAGGCAAAACGCUUCUACAAGCGCACCAUGAAGGGACGGAUUUGGGUGGACAACCAGGCCUCGGCCGCCCAGCUCGCCGCGGCCCACCGUCAUGCCAUCACCGAGCACCCUCCUGACGAAUCGCAGAUGACGGGUGUCAAGGUGUCUGCUGUCCUGGCAGACAAGAAAAAGGGACAGCCCGGCAAGCCUGUCUGGAAGCUGCCAUCGGGAGCCCCGGUCAUACCCCAAGCCGUCUACGACAUUGUCGAGGGCUCGCUCCAACGGUUCCUCAUUGCCAAACGCAAGGAUUUUGUCGGCGAGGCAUGCCGAUACUGGACCCUGAAGCGCGAGGCCCGCCGCGGCGCAGCGCUCCUCAAGAGGCUUCAACUACAAAUGGACACAUUCUCUUCCAUGGAGCUCACAAGGCGCAACUUUGCGGCAAUGGGUCCCUCUGGGAAAGCCCGGCUUACGAGGAGGAUCGAGUUCGCCAGGGGUCUGGUCGAGGACAUGGAGCGGCUCAAGUCGCUGUCCGAACAUAUCGUCCAGCGCGAAGCCAGCAAGCUCGAAGCUGCCGACAUGGAGCUAGACUUUGUGGACUCGUGCUACUUCCCGGUUUACAAGAUGCUCAUCCCGGUCAUUGAAAAGGCCUUCACGCUUGACAAGGACGUCUUUAAGGAAGGCCUCUCUAGAUUGCAAUCCAAGCUCGAAUGCCGCUACUAUACCACCACUCUAGCAUUUGCCCACGAUCUCUGCGAGGUCAUCCACGUGGGCAUCAACGCGCCGGUGAAGCCUGCGGCGGAUGAGGCUGGAAGCCAACCCAACGAUGUAGCUGCAACCCCUAGACAGAAUGCCAACCUGGUGACGAGGGAUCGGAAGCGACUGGGCAAGCGAAUCCUGAAAUUCGUCCAGCCGCAGCUAGAGGCAGCAUUGAAGGCCGAGGCCGACAUCAGCAACAAGCCUCUGGGCACGCUGGUGAAAGAGUUGGAGGGCAUGCUUGAAGCCAGUCUCGAGACGAGCCAGCGCACAAUCACCGUUGCCAACGAGGACGGCCACGACGUCACCAUGGCCGACGCCUCCGAGGAGGGUCAGAUCGUCGUCGCCGAUCAGGACGAUGCUGGCGCUAGGACGGCGGGGGACCCCGGUGCUGAAGGCGUGGCCGUUUCUGGGGUCACCCCCGACGCCAAUGCCGAGCUGGGUGAUAAGAUGGAUGUCGAUGGCGCCCCCGGCCAGGCCGAGGGCAGCGUCGACGUCGCCAUGUCGGAGGCGGAGGAAGCCGGGAACAGCGAGGUGCCCGCCUCGACGAGCGUUUCCGUUGCCGGGGACAAGCCAACAGACAAGAGGGCGGGCCGGACGAAGAACAACAGCUCGUCCCCCUCGCUCAACGGCUACGCGUCGACGGCGGCGGCUGUGGCGGCGCAGCAGCAGCAACAGCCGCACCAGGCGGCCGGCCCGCUGACGCCGCCGCAGUCAAACGGCAGCCUCGGGCACGGGGUCGCCGACGCGCUGAGCGACGGCGGUCUCCCGUGGUACCUCAAGGGGUUCGACCUGGUGGGCACCACGGCCACUGACGAGCAGUGGGCCGGCAGGGAGGCGGUCCGGAACCUGAGCGAGGAGCUCACCGACCUCGACGACGAGGCGCUGCGGGACCUGGAGUUUGACGUGGACGAGGAUAAUAAUAAUAAUACCAUCACCGCCUCGCCUGUCAACCCCGGCGCCAAGACAGAGGACGCACCGGCACCGCCGACACCGUCGCCGUCAAAGAAGAGAGCGGCCCCGGCCAAGCUCAGGAAGAGCUUGAGGUCUUCCACUAGGAGGAGAUAGGUACUCUUAGUUUUGUGAUUGGGUUGUACGGACGUAUGGGAUCGGGGUUUGAUUUUCCCUUUGCUGGCCUUUUUUCCUUCCUUCUUCUUCUCUCCUCCCUUUCCUUCCACUUUUUUCUUCCUUCUUUUCAUUUCUUUUUCCUUUCGGCUUGGGAAAGUGGGGACAACAGAUGGGGUGUUCUGCGUGCGUUUUUCUCUACUAUGCUUUACACACCCGUUAUCGCACACUGGCGGG